Molecule: messenger RNA, 9027 nt
Organism: Anthonomus grandis grandis
Lineage: Eukaryota; Metazoa; Arthropoda; Insecta; Coleoptera; Curculionidae
Product: E3 SUMO-protein ligase RanBP2-like
Exons: 45
Coding region: 150-8744 (2864 amino acids)
Biological process (GO): intracellular transport
Cellular component (GO): cytoplasm; nuclear pore
Molecular function (GO): protein binding; GTPase activator activity
Source: RefSeq, a predicted model, not a curated record
UUGAAUUGAUGCGAUGUUCGCAUUUUGUGAAUUCUGACGUGAGUUUUGCAAAUAAGGAAAGAGACGAUCCGGUUUUUGGUUGAUGAUUUACUGAAAUAAGUAGUAAAAACGUGAUAAUUGUUCAGAAGGACAUAUUUUAAAUAUUCGCCAUGUUUAGAACAAAGCAAGAAGUAGACAAAUAUAUUAGUGAUAACCUUCGAAAAAUCAACACUGAAACAGAGAGGAAUCUUCGUUGUUUCUUCUUUGCUAAGCUCUAUUUCAAUGUUGGGGAUUAUGAACAAGCAAUCAGAUAUGUCACCUCAUAUUUAAGUGUUAAGCCAAAAUCUCCUGAAGGUCAUAAUUUGUUGGGCAAAGCCCUUGAGAAGCUUGGAAGGACACAGGCUGCUUUAGAAGCUUAUAAAACAAGCCUGCAACAAGAUCCUAAACAGAAUACCUUGGUUUUAAAAGUUUGUGAAUUAAUGUCUAAAGAUGAUGUUGGUCUUGAUAAUUCAGGAGCCAGGUAUUUCUGUGAAUUAGCUCAAUCUCUAGAUCCUCACAAUCCAAUUGUUUCAAAUUUAAAACAAAAAUUAAUAAGUAAUGAAUGUAAAGAUCCUUCUGAAGUUACUGAAUUUCUUCUUAAGGAACUUGAGAAUAGACCAAUGGAUGUCAACCUUAGAGUGAAGCUGCUAAAACAUUUUUUAGAAAACAACUUGGUAAAAGAAGCUUACAAGCAUGCUUUUGCAAUUGAACAAAAGAAAUUUGGGAUCUUCGAUAAUAGUAUUAUUUGGUAUGAAACUUUUGCGGAAGUUCUUGUCAGAUAUCAGAAGGAGGCUAGCAUUUCUUCACAACUCACAUGGGAAUUUUGGAUUUUCUCUGCUUCUGUCCUGGAAAAAUUGGCAGGUCUUGCUCUUGAUGAACAUAUAGAAAAUGUUAAGAGCGGCACUGAUUAUGUCACAGCAGUAUUCAACUUUGACCAGUCUUUACUAAAAGCUAGUCAAGGUAUGGAAUCAUGCACUGAUAGGACUCUGGUUAAAGAAUUUUUAAAACACUAUGAGGCACAGUUAUGUCUGCAUUUUAGCAUUCUGGCUUUUAAACAGGCUAAGAAAGAUUUGGUGACAUUUAAAGAGGUUCAAAACAUAGUAUUACCUUUACUGUUUAUUGCAUACAAUUCUUCAGUUCCAGAUACAAAGGGUAUUUGGUUUAAUAAUUUGGCUGAAAAUAAGAGAUUGAUGGUUUCUACAUGGUACACUGAAGCCUCAUAUAGAUGUUCUCAGGCAGGAAAUGUAAUCCUUGGAAUGGCCAAAGAUAAAAAGAAUAUCUUAUUGGAAAGAGCGAAUCAGUACUCUACUGGUAUGUGGCGCGAGAAAGUUUUUAAACAGUUGUUUGUGAAAAGAGACCACCAGCUAAAAUCAAGUACCAGCUAUUUUGCUACUUCAACCUUAGAUCCUGUGAUUAGGUUGCCUGAAUAUAACGAUAUGAUAAAGUUUAAUGAGGUUUCUCAAAUUUUACAUCCAAGUUCACUUCAUUACUAUAUUUGGCUGGUCCUAAAUUACCACGAUUUGGCUGAUUUUGAACUAAAAUCAUUCGACGGCCUUCAAUACUCACCAAAAAAUACAAAUAAUUGCGCAGCUGAGACUAUAAGUAUUUUGGAUGUGCAAAGUUUUAUCUUAUGUGCCGCUAUAUGUGCCGAAUCUAAAAGCAAGGAUCUUACUAGCAGUAUGUCAUACUUUGCCCAAGAAAGACCACCAAUCUUGCCAGCAUCAAUCACUGGCAAUUUGGGAACAUUAAAUCAAUCCAAAUUCAUUGUGGCAUCUUACCAAAUGUACAAACAUGAAAAUACUUUAAAUAAUUCUGAAAUUAGAAUGAUCUUGAUCAAAGGAAUUGAGGUGGUACGUUGUAUUGGAAAUCAUGGAUUGGAUAUAAAGCUUUUGGUUGCUUUAGGGACAAUUUUCUCAGAUAGAGCAAAAAAAUUGACAAAACAGUCUGAAAUUGAAGCAAAUGCAGCACGAGCUGAUUUGUAUUGGAGAGCUGCUUUGCCUAUGUUAGAGAAACUUAAGAAUGAACAUGCAAUAAUAUAUCCAAAUAAUAGGCUUUUUGAGUAUAAAAGUAGUAAGGAAUUGACAAUGGAUGAAAUUAAUAACUAUACGGAAAAAGGCCAACUGUUUUUGGGCGUUCAGCUUAUGAAAAAAAACGAAAACGAAAAAGCCUUAAAAAUGUUCGAAAAGCUAAAAGAUCCUUUUGCAAGUUUCUAUCAAUAUCAGAUUAUAAGACAGAUGGCGGAUGCAAAACCUGGCCAAAGUAAGGACCUUACUUCAGAGAUGAGAUCCCUUUUAUGGACAAAGGCGAGAGAUUGUCUAUAUCUUACAUUGGAUCGUUUGAGGGAACCAUCACAGGACAGAGACCAUCCAUUAAAUGCCAUUUUAGGAACAGAAAUCGAGAAAGUGGAAAGGGUUCUAACUAGACUUCAGAAUGACUUUUCCAGCCAGAUUGAUUUUGAUGAGGUCAUUUCGGAUGAUGAGCAAUACUUAAGCACUUAUACCCACCAAGUUAGCUUUCAAAAUGGCAAAGAUGUUAGCGUAACCCCAAGAAAUGACACUAUGCAGAACCAUUCAACACCUUUAAGGCUUACGUCGAUGAGACAAGAAGCCAGACCUAGUCCUGAAAGGUUAGACGCACAAAUUAGACAGCUCAUGGCUUCAGAAAGCUUAGCAAUGAACACCAUUCAAGAGCAGAAUAAAAUGAUGGCGGAAUUGCGAACGAGCACUGAUGAAAUAAGGGAUGCUGUCAAGACUCUUACCAGUGCAAUGACAAGCAUAGGAGAUGUUAAAAAGAUGGUUAAUGAACUUACAAAUUCGGUGGAUGAUAGAUUGCAAAGCGUCACGGAUAUGGUACAGGAAAUGCGAAGAGAGUUAAAUGAAAUAAAAAAAGAACAAGGCAAAAAUACACAAAUAAGUGUUGAAGAUCUUUAUGAUUUGGAUCCUGACUAUAACUCGCCUUUGGACUACAACCUAAGCAGCAAUUUAAGUCAAACACAACCCAGCUUAAAUAAUAUUUAUCCUAAUUAUCCACGUUUGCCACAAGCUCCAAAUCCAAACUUGGCAUUAUAUGGUGGUCAGGCGUUAUAUCCACCAAUUUUCCCAGGAUUGCCGUAUCCUUAUGGACACUUGGGCCUGGCCCAACCUGGAGGAGUUCCAUUUUUGCCCCAGGUCUCUACGGACCAACAGCAUAUGGCGCAAUUGCCUAAUCUUGCAGGUUUGCCUCAGUCAGUGUAUCCAAGUACGAGUAUUGCUGGUGCCGUGGCUGCUCAAUCUCAUAUCCAAACGGCUUCCAAGGAAAGUCCCAAAACCAAUUUCGGUACGGCUAAUUCAGCCCAAUCCGGCUUUGGCUUCAGUCCAUCUCCCCUCUCCUCUCAUCAAAGCCUUUUACAAAUGAAAGAACCUCAGAAAGUUGCAACAAUAACAACAUCAAAAGCACCACCCAUUAAUGUGGUUAUUACUUCUUCCGAUCCUUUGCCCACAUUGUCUAAAACUACAAAUGCACAGCCGAUUUUAAGUGUUACGAUUCCUCCACAGCAUAUUAAAGGGAGCACUCCAAAAGUUUCCAUACCAGCAGUGCCGCAACCUCACAACUACCAAAUACCGUUGCCAGCACAACCUGCAAUCAGCACAAUGCCGUCAGUUCUUAAUCAGCCGCCACCGUUGGUGUCCACUGAAAGUUUAUUGACCAACGUUCCUAGCCCCGCGUUUUCUGCGAUUGCUAAAACCACUAGUCCCACAAAGAAUGUAUCACUGGGUAUACAUAUUGAAAAAGCUUUGGAUAAAACCUUUCCGACCCCAGACAAAACGAAUCUCAGCAUUAAUAAAAGCAACAUUUCAUCAAGCUCGAUUGAUGAAUAUGAUCCUAAUCCUGAUUUUCAACCAAUUGUACCGCUACCUGAUGAGGUUCCAGUUACUACAGGAGAAGAAAAUGAAACAGAACUAUUCUGUCAAAGAGCCAAAUUGUUUAGGCUCGCAUUGGUCGCCAAUAACGCAAAAGAAUGGAAAGAGCGAGGUGUUGGUAAUAUAAAAAUUCUUUUUAAUCCGGAGACUGGGAAAGUAAGAUUACUCAUGAGAAGAGAACAGGUACAUAAGAUUUGUGCGAACCACUUCCUCACAAAAGAUAUUGCUUUAACACCGAUGGCUAACAAUGACAGAGCUUAUAUUUGGGCAGCCCAUGACUAUGCUGAUGGGGAGAUUGUGUUAGAGAAGUUUUGCGCUAGAUUUAAAACGGCAGAUGAAGCCAAACAAUUUGCAGAAGCAUUUAAUUUAGCAAAAACAAAAAUAUCUGAUCCAGUUGCUAAAAAAGACGAGUCGUCAAAUAAAGAAAUUGUAUUAGAUACGACUCCUAAAUCAACAUCAAAUGUUAGUACCGUGCAGUCGGCAACUAAUAGUAACUUGGGAGGUUUUAAAUUUACUGGAACACCCACGUUUAAGCCCAAAGAAGAACCUAAAUCCGACCCUAAAGUUGACACAAGUAAGGAAACAGUGCAACCCAGUCCAUUUGCCUCUUUUAGUUUUGGGGCAAAACCAGCAGGUACAUCUGUAAAAAAUCUUUUUGAAAACCUAAAGCCAGAACCAUCCAUAGUGUCGCCAUUGAUGGGCUCAUCCCAAAAUACUCCUAAUGUCAAUACUCCAAAAAAAGACGAGGAUGAUGUGGACGAUUUUGUGCCUACCGCGGAAUUUAAACCGGUAGUCGACAAACUGCCUGACUUAGUUGACAUAAAAACUGGAGAAGAAGAUGCCGAGAUUGUACUCGAAGAAAGGUGUAAACUAUUUAGGAUGGAUACAACUGGCGACAAAAAGGAAUGGAAGGAAAGGGGUCUCGGUAACAUUAAGAUCCUUAAGGAGAACACAAUCAGAUUGGUUAUGCGGAGAGAGCAGGUUCAUAAGGUUUGCCUGAAUCAUCAGGUACUGAAGAACAUGACGUUUAAGAAAAAUGCAACGGAUCCAAAAGCAGUCGUAUGGCAUGCCCAGGACUUUUCCGAGGGGGUCUUGGUUGCAGAAACGUUUACAGCCCGAUUUAAAACUCCAGAUUUAGCUGAUAAAUUUUUGAAGAUCAUUCAAAAUUUACAAACUACUUUGGAUGAGAAUAAUCAGGUUACUGGUAAACAUCAUAAACCUGAUUUCACCCCGAAGACAGGAUUCGGAGAUAAAUUUAAAGCAGCCAAAGGUAGUUGGGAGUGCAAGAAUUGCUACGUUGUUAACGACGCAAAAGGAGCUUCUGUUUGCGUCGCUUGCGACACCCCUAAAGCCGGCUCGUCUCCAAAAAAAGAACAACCCACAUUUUCGUUUGGAGUUAAAGUAGCAACAAGUACCGACACGAAUAAGACUGAAGGCAAAACUGGAUGGGGGGAUCAGUUUAAACCGGCAACGGGUUCCUGGGAUUGCAGCAUGUGCUACGUUAAUAACGCUGCCGAUAAAACGAAAUGCGUUUCUUGUGAAACGUCUAAAGCAGGCGCUGGCGCCUCUGAAGGUUCGACUGGAGGACUUAAGGGGAUAUCUUUGGAUACAGGUGGUCAAAAAUUCAACUUUGGUAUGCCAGCAGUUAACGUAGCUGCCAAAUCAGAACAACCUAUUCAGAAAUUUUCGUUCAGCGUUCCACCGCCUACUACAGCACCGGAAGCUACAAUCGUUCACUCAGGAUUCGGUGAUAGUUUUAAGCCGAAGCCAGGUACAUGGGAAUGCCAGUCUUGCUACAUCCGGAAUGACCCUACUAGUUUAUAUUGCUUAAGCUGUGAAGGUCCUAAAGAUGAUUCAGUGCCUAAAAACGAAAAUUCGGGCCCCAAAGGAAUUAACUUGGAUACCCCUGGUUUAAAGUUUAAUUUUGGUAUGCCAGCUGCAGGUACAGGAAGUACAUCUACAUUUGCCUUUGGCGAUACAAGUGCGACCAAAACCACAUUUACUUGGAAACCGGCUGAUACUACGGUUGCCGAUAAUAAAGAACCACAAAAAGAUGAUCAAUUUACAUUUGGGUCGCCUCAGAAACACGACUUUGAAUUUAAACCUAGAAGUCCAAGAAGGAUUAGCACUGGACAAGGAGAGGAAUCCGACGCAAGUUACGUAGAAGAGGAAGAAGCAAAUGUAUAUUUCAAACCAGUGGUUCCUUUACCCGAUAUCGUAGAAGUUAAAACGGGCGAAGAAAACGAGGAAGUUUUAUAUUCCCACAGGGCCAAACUAUAUCGGUUUUCCUCAGGAGAAUGGAAAGAAAGAGGUCUAGGAGACGUAAAAGUUCUAAGGGACAACUCUACUAAAAAACUAAGGGUUGUAAUGCGUCGUGAACAAGUUUUAAAAAUCUGUCUGAAUCACUGGCUAACUAAAGAUAUUGACUAUCUGGCCAAAGACGAAAAAACUUGGUUGUUCCAUGCAGCAGACUUUUCUGAAGGAGAAAUAAGCCGGGAUCAAUUUUGUUUAAGAUUCAAAGAUGGGCAAAUUGCUAAAGAGUUUAAGAAGGCUAUUGAUGACGCAUUAGAUGAAGUUAGCAAUGGGAACAAAAACACUAAAGACAAAAAUGACGCUGAUACCGAUUCAGAUGUAGAAUUUAUCUCCGAGACGAAAGUAACCUCAGAGGAAGAAACAGAGGCAAUCAGACUUGGCUUGCCGCCAAAGUUUUUCGCUUACAGGCAACUACCCGAUUGCACUUGUGACCAAUGCAAAAAGGAUGAUGAGUAUCUCAAAGAACUCUUUAAUAAAGAACCUAGUAAAACCAUAUCUAGUCUGGGCAGCAGUAGUGUAUCGUUCUUCGGCACACCCAAAACUAAUUUUGGCACGCCUUCCUCUGCUGGCAGUGUAUUUGGAACGCCUGCUUCCAGCUUUACUUUUGGAACUCCUACAGGUGGGAAUGUCGAAAAUGUGAGGACUCCAAAAGCUGAAACACUUACGAGUUUACUACAAAAGCCUUCCAUACUCGCGCCUAAAAUGGAAAGUUCAUUUUUAUUCAAAACCGAUAAAACGUCAAUGUCUUCAGAUGUGGCCAAAAAGGAUGAGAAGCAGGAAGAAAAAUCUACGUUUGAUGUCAAAGCCAAAGAGAGUACCACAGCUACUUCCGUGUUUGGAAUGACUCUUACGAAGUCGACCUCAGAGGGAGGAAGCAUUUCUACUCCCAAACCGGACAACAUCUUUAGGACAGCUGCUGACAGUAUGUUUAAGACUACUUCUGCUACUAACAUCUUUGGUGGUGGUACACAAAAUGUUUUUGGAACAACCGAUUCUACAAAUCUCUUUGGGACUAAGAAAGACAAUAUAUUUAGUGAACCCACGACAACGACUCCCACAUUUCCUAUCGAUGACAGUUCAAAAUCCAUAUUUAACACAAGCGGAAACAUUUUUGCUUCUAGCGCCAUCACAACCGGAGGGAAGAUUUUUGGAACUGGCAAUGUUUUUGGCGUAGAAAGUCAAAAGACCACUAGCAUCUUUGGUGGCACCAACCAAGGUAGCAUCUUUGGAAAUCCUGCCAAGCUUGGAAUUGGUGACCAAAACUCUGGACAAACGCUAUUCGGCAACAAGGCUCAGCUGAAACUAACUGAUGCCAAUUUAACUUUUGGGUCGAGUACUACAUCAAAUUUGAAGGAAACCGAUGAACCUGUAUUAAAGGUCGACUCGGGGUUAUCUUUUGCUACUCUAGCGGCCAAGAGUGACUCGGAGAAGCCAGCCUUUGCUAGUUCCACUUCACAUGAAACUCCAUUUGCCUUCUUAGGGGCCGGUGCCCCAGUUUUCAGUACUAACGCAACGCCGAAAAAGGACUCGUCUUUGCGAGAAAACCCUAAUAAAACUGAACCUGGGUCGGACACUGAAGAUGCCGAAGUUGAAGGGGGCGAACAUGAUCCGCACUUUGAGCCUAUAGUGCCAUUACCUGACCAAAUCGUUGUUUCUACUGGUGAAGAGGAAGAGUCAGUAAUAUUCAACGAAAGGGCUAAACUGUUCAGAUACGACAGUAGCACCAAGGAGUGGAAAGAACGGGGUGUAGGACAGUUUAAAAUUCUAUUACAUCCUCAAAACAAGACUUAUAGAUUUUUACUUAGACGUGAGCAGGUACAUAAAGUGGUCUUAAACCAGAGAAUAAAUGCAGAUUUGGAAAUUCAGCCCAUGGCGACUUCGGAUAAGGCCUGGAUAUGGGUGGGAAUGAAUUAUUGCGAAGGCGAAACCCAAUUGGAACAAUUGGCAGUCAGAUUUAAGACUGCUGAGCUGGCUCAAGUUUUCAAAAACUGCAUUGACCAGACUAUAAAAAGCAUUGCAGAAGAACAGGAAAAUAGAGGUCAAGAUUAUAAUAAAUCUGAUAAUCAUGAAGAUGAGUAUGGCGAUGACGAUGAAGAUGAAGAUGAUUAUGAGGAAGAAGAGAAGUCUAUGAUGUUUACCCAAGUCUGCACUCUGAGUGAGCAAACUACUUCAGGCUGGCAGAAUUUGUGUAACGGAGAGAUUCAAGUAUAUUACGAUCCCGAAAUGUACACCGCCAGGAUUUGCGUUAAUAACGAACACGGAAAAACUGUUUGUAGCACUAUGAUUGCAAUUAAUACAAAUAUGGAGAUUAAAGAUAAAGAAUGUAUCUGGAGAAGUGUAGAUUGGUCUGAUCCAACCGAUUUACGGUGGCGUACCUUUAAGGCCAUUUUCAGCAAGGAGUCGGCAGCGCAAGAGUUCCAUUCUAGUUAUUUGGAGGGAGUUAACUAUGCUCAUGAAGUGGGAGCGAUAGAUGAAAUACCUAAUGGAGAUUAUUCUGGUGAACAUUCUGAAUAGGGAUGUUUAUUACUAAAAUAUGUUUUUUUAAGCUACUAUUCCACUUUACUCAAAUUAUGUUCCAAUACACAUGUUUCUUUCUGUUAACGUUAAAAUUGUAAUGACUGAUUAAAUGAGUAAGUUGCAAAAAGUCGUAGUGCCAACAGGUUUAUAGGAAUACCCUUGUAUGAAAGUAAUAAUUAUAAAAACAAGUUUAAUUAGGAUUUUUGUGUAGAAGUAGAAUAUUCUGUAACUAGUAUUUAGCUUUUUUGUUAAUUAUUAAAGAAAUGAAAUCUUAAUUUUU